This is a messenger RNA of Linderina pennispora, 408 nucleotides long. RefSeq lists its product as uncharacterized. The transcript is spliced from 3 exons. The record is from RefSeq and is a predicted model, not a curated record. NCBI's taxonomy places the organism in Eukaryota, Fungi, Kickxellomycota, Kickxellomycetes, Kickxellales, Kickxellaceae. The coding region runs from base 11 to 298 and encodes 95 amino acids.
GGUCAUCAGCAUGGGCAUUACCGGGAUAUACAUGGUCCAUACGGCGCGCAGAAUCAAAAGGACCAACGGCAAUAGCGAUUUGCUGCGCAGAACGAUAAAAGCCGUAGUGUGGUUCCCGAUUGCCCCUAUCGUAUCGACAUGGUUCAAUGGGAUAUUGCCAAUAGUCCGGUACUACACUGGAAGACAGUAUCAGGAACUCGAGUUUAUCAACAUCGCGCUGUUCGCACUAAUGGCGGUUAUUCAUGCGUUGGCAAUGAUAAUGAAUCCCUGUCGACUGGAAAGGCACCGACCGAAGUAGACUGAAACUGGGAAACCCUUGUAUCCCAAGAAAUGCUCCUGAGCCGACUACUAAAAAGGAUUUACAGCUGAGCUUAGCAUUCUGCAUUUACAAUAGCAUCUACAAUUCUU